AUGGAGUACUGGAACAAAAGCGAGCUUAUCCAUCAUAUGAGUCGCCUUGGGUGCUUUGAUGCUCAAAAUGCGGAGACUUCAAUUUGUAAGAAACUUUUAGACUUAUUAAUUCCAAAGAACGAAAGCUUCAACUACGAUAACUCAGGAAGAGUGAACGAUGACUAUAGUGUAGUGAAUCGCGUUGCAAUAGCCAGCUAUUCUUUGGCAAUAUUUCUAAAUUGUGCAUUAUUAUGGAUAAUGUAUAAAGAUCCAUUGAAAAGAUUUCGUACUCCAUCAGCUUUGCUUCUUGCUAACCUCGCUAUCUCUGAUUUGUUUG
Messenger RNA from Paramuricea clavata, 316 nucleotides. The record is from the annotation of a GenBank genome assembly. NCBI's taxonomy places the organism in Eukaryota, Metazoa, Cnidaria, Anthozoa, Malacalcyonacea, Plexauridae.